AUGACCUCAGUAACAAGCGAUGACGCGCAGAUUGGCGCUCCCCAGGAAGCCAUCAACGAGUUUUGGGACAACCUCAUCACGAAACAACCUGCGAAGGUGACGAAGAUUUUUCCGUCAAGCUUGUAUGCGCACCUACUCCCACCACAGCGAAAAGAGGGCACAGUCACAGGAAAGAAUGCGGCUGAAUCUUACGAAACAGCGGCUGCACAAUGCCGCGCUCGAGUGGAACGCAUUGUCAAAGAAUGCAAACGUACGAAUGAGAAGUUUACAGAUGCAGACUUUGAUAUCGAAGACCUAUCGGACAGAAACUGCCUUAACGGUCUUAUGACUUGGUACAAAGACCAACCAGCGACAGCAUCAUCAUCAGUGAGCGCAUCCCGACUUGGCAAUGCUCUCUCGACUCUGGUCCAAAGUGGCGUGAUUAUGGCUGAUGGCGCCGCAUUCGACUUCAAUGCCACAGCGAAGCUCCUGACCAACAGGUCGAGCAGCAGUAAAGAUGGUCCGAAUUCCGUGCAUCGCAUUGACUGGAUCUUUGAUGAGCCAAAGUUCGUAUUUGAUGGCUUCUCCAGCUCCGAUCUACGACAAGGCUCGAGUGGCGACUGCUGGUUUAUUGCUGCUGUUGCAACCAUCUGCAGCAACCCAAACUUGAUGGAUAAGAUCUGUGUCGCUAGAGACGAGAUAUGUGGUGUCUAUGGCUUUGUGUUUUACAGGGAUGGCGAGUGGAUCUGGACUGUCGUCGAUGACAACUUGUACCUCCGAAAUAGCGAUUUCGACGCCGCUUGGGGUGACCGCUAUGAUCCAACGAAUGCAAAAGAGAAGAAGUACAAGGACAAUCAUCAGACUGGGUCUGAAGCGCUAUAUUUCGCCUCAUGCGCUGAUGAGAACGAGACAUGGCUCCCGUUGCUGGAGAAAGCUUACGCUAAAGUGCACGGGGACUAUGAUUCUAUUGCUGGUGGCUGGAGUGGCGAGGCAGUAGAAGAUUUGACUGGUGGCGUGACAACCAAGAUUCCCACUGAUCGGGUCCUGGAUAAGCAACGACUGUGGGAAGAAUUGCUCCAAGCCGGCAAGAAGUUCCUCUUCUCAGCAUCAUCGCCUAGUAUUGAUGGUGAUGACUCGGACGCUCGACGGGGUCUCGCUUUAAAUCACGCUUAUUCGGUUAUCAAAGCGGUAGAAGCUGAAGGAGAAGAUGGAAAGAAGCACCAGCUGGUGUUGAUUCGCAAUCCUUGGGGCAAACGGGUAAAUGCCUCUAUGGGAGAGUGGACAGGGCCAUGGUCUGACGGGUCUCGCGAAUGGACGACUUACUGGCUAGACAAGUUGGGCCACAAGUUCGGAGACGAUGGCCUGUUUUGGAUGUCGUACAAGGAUCUGCUCAAGCGAUUUGAUAUUCUUGAUCGUACGCUUCUCUUCAACGAGGAAUGGACUGUAGUGCAGCGAUGGACAAGCGUCCCAGUUGCCUGGGUCACAGGCUAUGUGAACACGAAGUUCUCUGUAGAGAUCAAGAAGUCUGGGCCCACUGUGUUUGUCCUUUGUCAGCUGGAUGAACGCUACUUCAAGGGCUUGGAAGGCAAGUACGACUUUGACCUGCACUUCAUAUUGCAAGAGAAGAAUGCGGAACCAGGUCACCAUAUUGUGCGUGCUCGCGGUGCUUGGUUCGGAAAUCGUAGUAUCUCUGCUGAAGUCGAACUCGAGGCUGGAGUGUAUGAAGUUCUACCGAAAAUCGAAGCUUCAAGAAAUGCAGAUGCUCCAGAUGUCCCCGAAGUGGUUACCAAGCUCGCGGAGCGCAACCCGCAGAAGCUUAGGCAGAUCGGCCUGAACUACGACAUCGCAAAUGCCAAAGGUAUCUUCGAACUCACCGAAGAAGAGCGGAAGAAGAAGGAACAAAAGAGGAAGGAGGCGGCUGAAAAGAAAAAGGAAAAGGAGGAAGCGAAAGAGAAGGAGAGAGCCGAAUUUGAAGCUUGGAGAAAAGAGAAAGCUGAUUUUGAGGUUUGGAAGAAAGAAGAGAGAGCCGAAUAUGAGACAUGGAAGAAGGAGAAAAAAGAGCGUGAGAUGAAAGAAAAGGUUGAAGAAUCUGGCAAACCUGAGGAAGAACGUGGCGACGGUGGUUCAGCCACAAAGCAACCUAGCCCCACCACUGGUUUGAUCGAGGAAGCUAAGCAAGACGCGGACAAAACCACUUCAUCUGAUACCGAAGGCACGGGAAAGGCUCCCAUAGAACUCCCGAUUCAAAGCAAAGAAGCCCUGCAAGAAACGAAGCUAGUCAUUGAGCCCGCACUCGAACCACGCGACUCCAGUGACAAUGGAGACGCAAAUCAUACACCCACCUCUGAAGUCCACCCCAACGAUGCGGAAAGCGACAACCCUGACCACAGCAGCAGCACAUCUCCUCAAGCCCGCGUCAUGCGUUCACAACACUCGAUUGCAUCACACUACCGCCCUCUACCACCACCAGACUACCGCGGCUUUCCACGGUAUGCUACUUCUGGCGAAGUGGCCCCUCCGCCUCCACAAGCCACUCCUGCAAAGGAACAGCCUAAGCCAUGGAACGCAGUCUGUGUUCUAGGCCUAAGAGUUUAUAGUCAGGAUCCUGACGUAAGUAUCAAAUUGGUAAAACCAAAGAAUGGGGAAGAAGGCGCAAUCCUGGAUGUCGACGGGGACACAGCGGCAGGGGCGACGAUGUGA
This is a messenger RNA of Alternaria burnsii, 2679 nucleotides long. RefSeq names its product cysteine proteinase. Gene Ontology annotation, biological process: proteolysis. The coding region runs from base 1 to 2679 and encodes 892 amino acids. The transcript is spliced from 4 exons. Gene Ontology annotation, cellular component: cytoplasm. The record is from RefSeq and is a predicted model, not a curated record. NCBI's taxonomy places the organism in Eukaryota, Fungi, Ascomycota, Dothideomycetes, Pleosporales, Pleosporaceae. Gene Ontology annotation, molecular function: calcium-dependent cysteine-type endopeptidase activity.